Messenger RNA from Drechmeria coniospora, 1233 nucleotides. RefSeq lists its product as uncharacterized. The coding region runs from base 1 to 1233 and encodes 410 amino acids. Gene Ontology annotation, molecular function: RNA polymerase II C-terminal domain phosphoserine binding. Gene Ontology annotation, biological process: positive regulation of transcription elongation by RNA polymerase II; transcription elongation by RNA polymerase II. Gene Ontology annotation, cellular component: Cdc73/Paf1 complex; nucleus. The transcript has 2 exons. The record is from RefSeq and is a predicted model, not a curated record. Lineage: Eukaryota; Fungi; Ascomycota; Sordariomycetes; Hypocreales; Ophiocordycipitaceae.
AUGUCGGACUCCGAAGAUCCCCUCGACAUCGUCGAUGAAGGCGGCGACGACCUCUUCGGAGACGAGGGCGACGAUGAUGCGUCUCUUCAAGGGCGUGUUGAAGCCGAGGAGGAUGACCUUGCUUCUGAAGCCGAUGAGGAAGAUGACUCGAGGCGCCGUGGAUAUGGUGAUUAUGAGACCCAAGAAACACGGGACAAAGUUGUCAUAGAGCAAGCGACGUUUCGUCACCGCAUCCCGAAGUCCAAGGACGGCAUGCUGCGGAUAUUGCGAGUACCAAAUUUCAUCAAGUUCAUGCCCGAAAUUUACGUCCCGGAUACGUUCGAACCUUCCGAGUUCGACCUUGCCAACGCCAAAUCCGAUCAAGCGAAACAUGUCGCACGGGCCCAGCAAGACGCCAACACUGGUGAACUCAAGAGCAAUACAAACAUCUACCGGUGGAGUGACGGGUCAGUAACCAUCGCUGUCGGGGGGGAGCAUUACGAAAUACAAAAAAAGGCACUCGCUGGUCCCCCGAAUCAAGCCUACAACGAGCUGCACGAUGGGCACUAUUAUGCAGCCGCGGCGGAGCUGAGCAGCAAUAUGCUCAUAACGGUCGGCCACCUUAUGGAGCAGUACAAUGUCAAGCCAAACAAGGCAGUCGGCGACGAUGCUCUGAGCCUUUUUGCGGAGCGCAUGGCCCAGGCCAACAAGGGAACCAAGGGAGAGGAGAUGAUCAUUCGAACCACACGAGACCCGGAACUGCAGAAAAAGCAGGCCGAGCUGGCCGAAAAGGAGAGGAUCAAGGCUCAGCGGCGGCGCGAGAACGCCGCGGCCAAGAUGGACGGCGGUCCGCUGGGACGUUCUGGUCGCGGUGGAUUAUCCAUCGGAGACCUUGAGGGUCGCGGCGUUGGUUCUGGACGGAAAAGGGGUGCGCCCGGCUCGGCCAAGCCCAAGCGGCGGCGGCCGGAGUAUGAUUCGGAUGAUGAUCUUCCUCAGGGCGUUGGCAGGCACGAGGACUACGACAUGGAUGAUGGCUUCCUCGUGGGAAGCGACGAGGAAGAGUUGGAGAGCGAUGCCGAUGAAGAUAAUGAUGACGAGGCCCUGGAUGAGGAGUACAGUCGUGGCCGUCGGUCAAAGAAGCAGAAGAACAAGGAAUCCGAAGAGGAUGAAGAUGCAGAGGGCGAUGACAUCGAGCCUGCUGUUGAGUCAAGCCGGCAGAGAAGAAGAAACGUCGUGGACGAUGACGAUGAUUAG